Molecule: messenger RNA, 2144 nt
Organism: Mycena citricolor
Lineage: Eukaryota; Fungi; Basidiomycota; Agaricomycetes; Agaricales; Mycenaceae
Source: the annotation of a GenBank genome assembly
AAAAUAUUCAAGGGCCCAUGUCGUUUUUGAGCCAUGUCGCGUUUCACUGUUCCCAUUUUCACUAUUACUAUCAUAUUACGAAAGUGGUCCAAACUAUGAACGCCGUGUCCCCAAGCGUCUUCUGAGCAGGGAGACAGGGGUUUAAUUUGUGAUACGAAUUACUGUUUUUUCAGCUCGUCAGGGUGCGUUUGACUUCAAUCUGAGCGUUUCGGUGUACAUGAUACCCGGGCAUGGUCGGCGCCACAUGCGCCGUGGUUUGUCACGGAGGGAUUGAUGGGCGCAGACAGUAUCCACUCCCGUGAAGUGGAGAAUAUUACGGGAUGAAGGGUGUAGUGUCAGGAGAGCUAGUAACUGAUUAUUUCCGCCUUGCCGGAUUUCAGUUGAUAUUUUCACGCCGAAGUAAGACAAAACCGAGAAGAGGGUAGCUUGAUUUUUAGUGAGUCUUGGAGUUUAAAUGCCAUGUGAGACUACAAAUUCUCGAGGAAAUCCUGGGAUUCAACCCAGGGCCAAGGCUCUGGCGCAGCCAUGGGGUGACGGGUCGGAGUCGUCAAAGACGGAGGCAAUGAGUGAAGCGGUCAGAAGGAUGAGUCAUGUGCGGCAUCAGUUGGUCAGCUUUGGUCGCGUGAUUGCCAUCACGAAAAACUCGAACAAAGUGAAAUGUGGACCCUGUAUCCUUCCUGUGCAGACGCACGUCAGCGACGUCAAAGAGAAUUGCUCUUGAUCUCGCGGGUCCGCGAUUUGACGGUCCCUGAGAUUCGCGAACAGCAGGAUGGCGGUGGUGCCAGCUGUUUGCUCGAUGUGUGUCUGACCAGAUAAGUGAUCCAACCUUUUGAAUUGAUUUGUGGGUGUUUGAGGGGCCUCUCUAGGUCGGCUCCGAUGGCAUGCCUGUGCUUACUGUCGCGCGGCAGCAUGAAUCCAGGCAAUGCACACGGAUUCCACACCAGCCGUGACACGCCCAGUAAAUCUCUGGACCUUUAAGUAGUCUCCCCCUCCGUGCAAGGCACCAACUUUCUUCGCCCUCCUAAAGAUGGUCAACCCAUCACUGGACCAAGUAGCUCUCAUCUCGAUGGUGACGGAAUCCUUUCUUUUCGGGGUCCUUACCACCAUGUACGCGGCGAUCCUGCGAUCGUUCCUUGGCAGAAAGGCGUCCAAGAACAUACAUCGCGGUACCAGGGUACUGCCCACAGUCUCAGUCAUCUGGAGCCUCGCGUUCGCUCACUGGAUAAUCGAUAUCAGCCGAGUCCAGAUCGCUUUCCUCGGGUCGCAUCCCAGCGAUCCCGUUGCAUAUCUGUCGGACUUCUCGACGUUGAUCGACGCGGCCAAGUCUGUCAUCAACGUGACAGUCACUUUGCUCGCAGACUGGUUUAUGAUAUACCGCUGUUGGGUGAUCGGGGAGAGGUCGUAUCUCAUCAUCGCCAUCCCUGCGUUCCUGUGGCUGUCAGCAGGGGUUGCUGGUUCGGGCCUGACGUAUCUUCUGUUCAAACUGCACACAGACUACAUGGCUCUUCUCGAAGUCGCCGGGCCAUGGAUCAUCACUUACCUCUCUGCAACACUGGCGACCAACUUGUUUUGCACACUGUUCGUUGCAUAUCGCAUUCUUCGCUCUCUUCUUGCCGUAAGGACGUCUCAGCGGCUGCACAGCCGAGCACUCGGUGCGGUGAUCGUCUUCCUCGAGUCAGCCGCCCUGUAUUCGGCGAUUUUGGUAGCUAUGUUGGUUACUUUUCUGCUGGACUAUAAUGGCCAGUUUGUUCUUGUUGAUUGCAUGUGUGCUUUGAUAGGAAUCACAUUCAGCAUGAUCAUUCUACCUAUCCUGAGCCCCUUGCAGUCGCAGUCAACCGGGUUGAUAUCCACGCGGGUCACACCGCGGAUUACCCUUGAGGGUCCGAGUAUCACUGGGUCGAGAUUAGUGGAAGUGGUUUCUGAUAAUGAUUUCGAGAUGAAGUCUCUUCCACCAUCCAAACAUACCAGUGUUGUUUAAGCCGUAAUCUAUUAUGGGUCUUGGGACAUUCCUUCGAAUAUCUAUUGCAUUACUUGAACUGCACGUCGAUAAGGGAUGCACGUGAUCGUUUCACUCGACCCAUUUCGGGUCUGCACACAUUCUCGAGCCUAGAUUUCAAUGCGCCAGCUUUCCUGCUCGAUGUAGA